CUCACACUCCUCAAAGACGAGGAAGAGGAGGAGGAGGAAGGGGUUCAACCCCCCCCCCCCGAAGGCUAUCCGCAGGACUUGGCCGGUGACUUGGCUUCCUUUGCGCCCCUUCUCCUUCUCUUCCUGCCUUCCUUCCUUCCUUCCUUUCUUUGCUGAGCCGCAAUCUGGUCUCUCCUGCGCGCCGGGCUCAUUUGAAUGUCAAUGGGGAGGAGGAGGAGGAGGAGGAGAGGCUGGCUUUGGAGGGGGCCGAGGCAGAAAGAGAGGCGCCUUAAAUGGAUGGCUCUCCUCUCGCCCGCGUCGGAAAGGACUCGACUCUCCGCCUAAGCCUUGGCGCUUUCCGAGAGGCGAGAUGGCCUCCUCGGCCUCUCUGGAGACGGUCCUGCCCUCGGCCUGCUCCGUCCGCAGCGCGGCCCCCUCCUCCUCCUCCUCUUCCUCCUCCUCGUCGUCGUCGUCGUCGUCCAACCCGGCCAAGACGCUGGCCUUCUCCAUCGAGAGGAUCAUGGCCAAGAGCUCGGCGGCGGCGGCGGUGGCGGCGGCGGUGGGAGCGGGAUCCGGACCCGGAGGCUCUUCCCCGCCCGCGCCCGCCUUCGAGGCGCGCCCCCGCGGCCCUUCUCCGCCUCUCCUGCCGCCCAAGAAGCUGCUCGGCCUGGGCCCUCCGCUGCCUUGCGUGGUGCCCCUCCCGGGCUACGACCCGCCACCCAACAAGGCGCUGAUGAACUACUCCGAGUUGUGGAAGAGCAGCCUCCGGAGCUGCGGCUCCUCGGCCUUGGGCGGCGGCGGCGGCGGCUUCUGCAAAGGCCUGUGCUGCAAAGACCCGCACCCGCACCACCGGCACCACCACCAUCACCACCACCUCCCGGCCCCGCUGCCCCCUCCGCGCGUCAUUAAGCCUCAAGUCAUCCACCAGAGCCUCUCCGCGCCCGCCAACGGCUCCAGCCUCUACUACUUCAACUACUUGGAGGCCUCUUCCUACCCGCCCUCGGAGCUGCUCUUCACCUCGGGGCUGCUCCAUCCCCAAAGUGCCGCCGCCGCAGCAGCCGCAGCCGCCGCCGCCGCGCUUUCCGCGCACCAGAAACUCUUCCUGCUGGAAAAUGCCAAACUGGCCGCCUUGGGCCCGCCGCCCCCGCCCCCGCCUCCGCCGCCUCCGCCGCCUCCUCCGCCGGAAAAGUACCCCAGCGCCCAUUAUCCCCACAAAGAGCGCCUCCCGGGCCAGCUGGACCAAGUCAUGAAGGAGAACCUGGGCGGAGGAGAGAGGCACGGGCUCAAGGGGCACCAGGGAAAGCUCGGGGGGCUCGGGGGCGCCCUCGGAGGAGGAGCAGGAGCAGCAGCAGGAGGAGGAGGAGGAGGCACGCCCGACGGGAAGCCCAAGAACUUCACCUGCGAAGUCUGCGGGAAGGUCUUCAACGCGCAUUACAACCUCACCCGGCACAUGCCUGUCCACACGGGAGCGCGGCCCUUCGUCUGCAAAGUCUGCGGGAAGGGCUUCCGCCAAGCCAGCACGCUCUGCCGGCACAAAAUCAUCCACACGCAGGAGAAGCCCCACAAGUGCAACCAGUGCGGGAAAGCCUUCAACCGGAGCUCCACGCUCAACACGCACAUCCGGAUCCACGCCGGCUACAAACCUUUCGUGUGUGAGUUUUGCGGCAAAGGAUUCCACCAGAAAGGGAACUACAAAAACCACAAGCUGACCCACAGCGGGGAGAAGCAGUACAAGUGCACCAUCUGCAACAAGGCCUUCCACCAGAUCUACAACCUGACCUUCCACAUGCACACGCACAACGACAAGAAGCCCUUCACCUGCCUCACCUGUGGAAAGGGCUUCUGCAGGAACUUUGACUUGAAGAAACAUGUGCGGAAGCUCCAUGACCCCUCGGCUGCCCCCCUGUCCUCCACCAAGGAGCUCACCAGGACUGGGCCGCCCAGCUAAAAGAAGAUGAAUUGGGCAGCACUAGGUCCCAGUGGAGAAGGGCCUCCUCUCGCUUGAACCUCUGUGGCCACAUCUACACAAUGUGCACAUGCCUGGGUGGUACUUACAUGCACUGGAGAGGUCAACUGCAAGCUGGUUCCAGGAUCUGCAGUAUCUGGCUUCAGAGUUCCUCCUUGGGCUCAUCUACACUAACAUUAUCAUGCAGCUUGAAACCGGUUUUGCUGCGUGGGUGAUUAAGAUUGACAGGUCUGGAACUGGUUUGAGGUCAGGUGGGUGAUUAGGUCAGGUGGGUGACACAGGCACUAUAAUUCAGCUUGGAAUUGGUUCAAAAGAACCUGGUGAUUAGAUUGACAUGUCUGGAACUAGUUUGAGGGUGAUUACAUUGACCAUAGAACCUGACAUCAAACCACUUUGCAAGGGUUUCUCCCCCAUUUUUGGUAGAGAUGCGCAUCAGCGCACCAACUAACAGGGCCAGGUGUCUACAACGCAAUUUCACCUGGACCUGGGAUCCACUGCUGCAGUGCAUUAUUUGGCUGGUCAGAGUUUCCUGUGACUACUUUUAAUGUGCUGUAUACCUUUGAAUGUGUGCUGCAGCGCACAUUGGCAGCAUGUAUUGGGCUGACCUGUGGUUUUGAGUUGUUUCAAAAUCAAAUUAUAGUGUCAGUGUAGAUGAGGCCCUUUUCCCUUCAUUGGUUUUGCCAAGUGAUAUGGUUUAACUUUGUACCUACCUGCGCUAAUGCGCACCUAGCAACCUAAUUCAGAGUAUCCUAGGUGUGCCUAUUCUGGUUUAAGGCCUUGAAGUGCAUUCCUCCACUUGUAAGCCACCUUCACUCCACAUUAAGAGGUCAGUGUAGAUAUGCCCUCUAGUCAAUUAGUUCCACUGAAGCUGCUGAGACGAGGCCACUUUGGAUGUAGGAGGGUCCAUAGAGCCACGCACAUAUAUUACACAGAGAUAUUUAAAUAUAUAUAAAUAUAUAAAUAUAUGUAUAUAUGGCUAGUAAACUUAUUUAAAACUUUGGAUCUGAACUCUUGAUCCAGGACUCACUAGAGAGCUGGGCCCUGCUCCUUCUACAUAUGUAUAUAUGAUUGUAAAUUUAAAUUUUAAUGUACACUGGAAUAACUGAGGAAUAUAUCAUCUAUGAGGCAAUAAAAAGUCACUUAAUAGGA
Anolis carolinensis (green anole) is the source of this 3094-nucleotide messenger RNA. RefSeq names its product FEZ family zinc finger 2 (gene fezf2). Gene Ontology annotation, biological process: regulation of transcription by RNA polymerase II; embryo development; urogenital system development. NCBI's taxonomy places the organism in Eukaryota, Metazoa, Chordata, Lepidosauria, Squamata, Anolidae. The transcript has 5 exons. Gene Ontology annotation, cellular component: nucleus. The record is from RefSeq and is a predicted model, not a curated record. The coding region runs from base 350 to 1927 and encodes 525 amino acids. Gene Ontology annotation, molecular function: DNA-binding transcription factor activity, RNA polymerase II-specific; RNA polymerase II transcription regulatory region sequence-specific DNA binding.